UUGGAGCAGCACGUGACCACAGUGCCCUCCAUAAUCUCGCUCAAGUCUUUAUCGCGAGACCAAGCCCUUCCUUUUCCCUUUUCACUUCAAGUCCAAGAUGGGAGUUGACAUCAGGCACAACAAGGACCGUAAGGUUCACAGGAAGGAGCCUAGGAGCCAGGAUAUCUACCUGAGGCUCCUGGUUAAGUUGUACCGGUUCCUGGCCCGCCGUACUGAUGCUCCCUUCAACAAGGUCAUCCUGAGGAGACUGUUCAUGAGCAAGACCAACAGACCUCCCCUCUCCCUGGCUCGUCUGAUCCGUAAGAUGAAGCUGCCUGGCCGUGACAACCAGACCGCUGUCGUCGUGGGAACAGUCACUGAUGACGUCAGGAUUCACGAUAUCCCCAAGCUGAAGAUCUGUGCCCUGAAAGUGACUGCCGGAGCUCGUCGCAGGAUCCUGAAGGCUGGUGGCAAAAUCAUGACCUUCGAUCAGCUUGCCCUCACCGCCCCCAAGGGACAGGGCACCGUGCUGCUCUCAGGACCCCGUAAGGGCAGAGAGGUGUACCGCCACUUCGGCAAAGCCCCUGGAACUCCCCACAGCAACACAAAGCCGUACAUCCAGUCGAAGGGCAGGAAAUACGAGCGCGCUCGUGGUCGCAGGUCUGGCUGUGGAUUCAAGGCAUAAAUAUGUCAUACUUUUUUGUCUGCUACCAUGUAAAUCCCAAAAUAAAUAUUUGGGUAAAAAAGGA
Engraulis encrasicolus (European anchovy) is the source of this 728-nucleotide messenger RNA. RefSeq names its product ribosomal protein L18 (gene rpl18). Gene Ontology annotation, biological process: translation. The transcript has 7 exons. NCBI's taxonomy places the organism in Eukaryota, Metazoa, Chordata, Actinopteri, Clupeiformes, Engraulidae. The record is from RefSeq and is a predicted model, not a curated record. Gene Ontology annotation, molecular function: RNA binding; structural constituent of ribosome. The coding region runs from base 98 to 664 and encodes 188 amino acids. Gene Ontology annotation, cellular component: ribosome; cytosolic large ribosomal subunit.